Molecule: messenger RNA, 1488 nt
Organism: Phaethon lepturus (White-tailed tropicbird)
Lineage: Eukaryota; Metazoa; Chordata; Aves; Phaethontiformes; Phaethontidae
Gene: CCR7
Product: chemokine (C-C motif) receptor 7
Exons: 1
Coding region: 108-1112 (334 amino acids)
Biological process (GO): G protein-coupled receptor signaling pathway; chemotaxis; inflammatory response
Cellular component (GO): membrane
Molecular function (GO): chemokine (C-C motif) ligand 19 binding; chemokine (C-C motif) ligand 21 binding; C-C motif chemokine 19 receptor activity
Source: RefSeq, a predicted model, not a curated record
GGCACGGUACCUGUCCCAAAACAUGCCUCUUUUCUUCCCUGUUCUAGUUAUGCGCUGGGAACAAUGUCACCGAUUACUAUGACUCCAACACCACCAUCGACUACACCAUGUUCGAGAUCCUGUGUGAGAAGGAGGAAGUCCGUAACUUCCGCGCUGCCUUCCUCCCAGCCAUGUACUCCCUCAUCUGCUUCACGGGGCUGCUGGGGAACGGGCUGGUGAUGCUCACCUACAUCUACUUCAAGAGGCUCAAGACCAUGACAGACAUCUAUUUGCUGAACCUGGCUCUGGCAGACAUCCUCUUCCUGCUGCCCCUCCCCUUCUGGGCCACAAGUGCAGCCAUGCACUGGCGUUUUGGGGAGUUUGCCUGCAAAGCCGUCUAUUGCAUCUGCAAAAUGAGUUUCUUCAGUGGGAUGCUACUCCUCCUGUCCAUCAGCAUCGACAGGUACUUUGCCAUCGUUCAGGCUGCCUCGGCCCACCGCUUCCGUCCCCGCAUGAUAUUGAUUAGCAAGGUCACAUGCAUCCUCAUUUGGCUCCUGGCCUUCAUCCUCUCAAUCCCUGAGCUGGUUCACAGUGGUGUAAAUAACCCAGACAGCCAUCCCCGUUGUUCCAUCAUCGCUAAUGACUUGCAGACCUUCAACACUGGCAUCAAAGUGUCCCAAAUGGUUUUUGGCUUCUUAUUUCCCCUACUGGUCAUGUCUGUUUGCUACCUCAUCAUCAUCAAAACUUUACUCCAGGCCCGAAACUUUGAGAAGAAUAAAGCCAUCAAGGUCAUAAUUGCUGUGGUAAUUGUCUUCGUUGUCUUCCAGCUGCCCUACAACAGCGUCAUGCUGGCCAAGACCAUCUCAGCCUUCAACCACACCACCUCGUGUGAGGAGAGCAAGAAGCUUGACGUGGCGGACGACGUGACCUACACUCUGGCCUGCUUCCGAUGCUGCCUCAAUCCUUUCCUCUAUGCCUUCAUUGGCGUCAAAUUCCGCAACGACCUCUUCAAGCUUCUGAAGGAGCUGGGCUGCCUGAGCCAGGAGCGUCUCUGGCAGCUCUCCACCUGCCGUGAGAGCAAGAGGUUCUCCUUUGCCAUGGAGACAGAGACAACCACCACCUUCUCCCCAUGAGCCAAGCUCCAGGCAGGCUUUCACCAACCUGGAGUAGUUUUGUACACUUCCUCUAUUCUGAACGACCGGUAGAGCAAGACCUGCCACUACUGUAGGCAAGGCAGCUGUAAGAGGAAAACCCAGGAGCCUCCCCAUAUUUCAGGCAACGAGCACCACUAGCAUCCAUCUCCCAUGGAUGGAGAGACUUCAGUAAACCUGUGACAAAUAGCAAAGCAAGGGAGAGGGAGCCCAGCGUGUCUAGAAUAUAUCAUGUCAUUUCACCUUUAGUCCUUCCUAGUCAAAAUUGAGAAAUGCUCAAAAUAGAACAUUUUCCCUGAAAAGCAACAAAUACCAAGAGAAACAGACAUUUGUGCAACAGAAUUGCUUGUUUUAGAGC